AUGGAUAGCACCGAAUUUCGAAAACGUGGCACGGAAAUGGUCGAAUACAUUUGCAAUUAUCUGGAAACCUUGGGCGAACGGCGCGUUACGCCCAGCGUGGAACCCGGCUAUCUGAGGCAUCUGUUACCAUCUGAAGCGCCCCAUGAGCCAGAGGAUUGGGAUCAAAUAAUGUUAGAUGUGGAGGAUAAAAUAAUGCCGGGUGUAACACACUGGCAGCAUCCGAGAUUCCAUGCAUACUUCCCGUCGGGAAACUCGUUUCCCUCCAUUCUCGGUGAUAUGCUGGGUGAUGGCAUCGGCUGCAUUGGCUUCUCUUGGGCGGCAAGUCCCGCCUGCACCGAACUGGAGACCAUAGUGCUCGACUGGUUGGGCAAGGCCAUUGGACUGCCGGAUCACUUUUUGGGCCUCAAGGAGGGCAGUACCGGCGGUGGCGUUAUACAGACAUGCGCAUCGGAGUGUGUCCUGGUCACGAUGUUGGCGGCCCGGGCACAGGCGCUGAAGCGGCUCAAGGCACAGCAUCCGUUUGUGGAGGAGGGACAUUUGUUGUCCAAGCUAAUGGCCUAUUGCUCCAAGGAGGCACACAGCUGUGUGGAGAAGGCGGCCAUGAUUUGCUUUGUCAAGCUGCGCAUUCUCGAACCGGAUGAGAAUGCCAGCCUGCGUGGCCAGACAGUUGGCGAGGCCAUGGAGGAGGAUGAAUUGCAGGGAUUGGUGCCGUUCUUUGUGUCCACCACACUGGGCACCACCGGCUCCUGUGCUUUUGACAAUCUGUCCGAAAUUGGCAGCGAGUUGAAAAAGUUCCCCUGCGUUUGGCUUCACGUGGAUGCCGCCUAUGCGGGCAACAGUUUCAUCUGUCCCGAACUGAAGCCACUGCUCAAGGGCAUCGAAUAUGCUGACUCAUUCAAUACCAAUCCCAACAAAUGGCUACUGACCAAUUUUGACUGCUCAACACUUUGGGUACGCGAUCGCAUCCGUCUGACAUCAGCUCUGGUCGUGGAUCCGUUGUAUCUCAAGCACGGCUACUCGGACUCGGCCAUCGACUAUCGUCAUUGGGGAGUUCCACUCAGCCGUCGCUUUCGUUCAUUGAAACUGUGGUUUGUGCUACGCUCUUAUGGAAUAUCCGGACUACAGCAUUAUAUACGUCACCAUAUCAAAUUAGCCAAACGCUUUGAGGAGCUUGUGCUCAAAGAUAAUCGUUUUGAGAUUUGUAAUCAAGUCAAGCUUGGACUGGUUUGCUUUCGCCUCAAGGGCGGCGACAAGCUCAACGAGAAGUUGCUGAGCACAAUUAACGAGUCGGGUAAACUCCACAUGGUCCCGGCAAGCGUUAACGAGCGUUAUAUCAUACGCUUCUGUCCGGUGGCACAGAAUGCCACCGCCGAGGAUAUUGAUUAUGCUUGGGACAUUAUUGUGGACUUUGCCAAUGAGCUGCUGGAGAAGGAACAGCACGACGAGAUCACCGAGAUAAUCAAUCGCAAGAAACAGGAUACAUUGGCCCAGAAGCGUUCAUUCUUUGUGCGCAUGGUCAGUGAUCCAAAGAUCUAUAAUCCGGCUAUAAAUAAAGCCGGCACACCGAAGCUAUCCAUGGAGCUGCCCUCACCGGUGGUGAGUCGAGGCAGUGCACCCAUUAUUCGCACACAGAGCUCGGUGGAUCACAAUUCCUGGAUAUCCUGGCCAUUGGCGUUUCUCUUCAACAGCAACAACGAGGAAAAGGGCAACAAUUGCUCAUUGCGUUUCCGUCAUCUUGAUACCAAUGUGCGUACUUCUACUUCACGCCGCAAUUCCGGCGCCGGUUCCUCACCAUCGCCGGAGAACGAGACGGGCCUUGUAAAUGUCCAACAACAGCCACAACUUCUCAAUCAACAACAACAACAGAUAUCGCCACGAAAAUCGCCAAUGACUAUACGGAAAUUAUCCUCCGCCCGGGAGAAUCACAACUAAAGAGUCGACGGCUUUAUACGAGUAAUUAAAUAUGCUUAACUAUUUAAGGCGCGCUUCAUAAGUAACUGUGACGCCUAGUUGAAAUCUAGACCAAUUUACAAUAACGAUCUCUACCUAUAAAUACCCUAUAUAUUAACUUCUAAUAAUAACUACGUACUUAUGUAUAUCUCUCAGUCAUCUGUAAGUUUUGUUGCUCAAACGAUUUAAUAUUUAUAAAGUAUGCUGAAUAAAUAGAGUAUUAUGCACAGUUUCAAAAUUA
Molecule: messenger RNA, 2191 nt
Organism: Drosophila innubila
Lineage: Eukaryota; Metazoa; Arthropoda; Insecta; Diptera; Drosophilidae
Gene: Tdc2
Product: tyrosine decarboxylase
Exons: 7
Coding region: 1-1932 (643 amino acids)
Biological process (GO): amino acid metabolic process
Molecular function (GO): pyridoxal phosphate binding; carboxy-lyase activity
Source: RefSeq, a predicted model, not a curated record